UGGCAUGAGGAUUGUAGAUAAAUUGUUAAAGACUAUAGUAUUUUUAUCCUAGAAUAUUGCAUGUUUAAUAAAUCUAUGGAAAUUCAAGAAAUUUCUCUGAAAGAGAGGUAGUCGCCCCACUUGAAGUAAUUGCAAGUCAUGUGAACCAAGAAGUUUACGUGUAACUGUUGAUCCUGGAGCAACCUGACAGUCUUCAACCAACCUUCCUUCUACAACUUAUACUACAUCUACGUUUAGCCCUAGUUGUACUGGUUUAUACACCUCCCUGUAUUAAUUUAAAUAUUUGAAAACAGGGACUACGUUAUAAACAGUUGGCAGAGCGGUGUGAGUUUACUUCAUCUUAACAAACACACACUACAGUUCCGUAUCAGACAAACAGUGCUGAACUAUAGUGAGUGAGGAAGCUAGAGAGAUCUAGGGAAAAGAGAGAACUUUCAUCUCUGUUGGGCAGGUUCGGCAGGUAGCGGUUUCAGUGUACAAAUUUCUAGACAGGAGGGAUGGAGACAAAUACAAGGAGAAGGAGGAAGGAGGAGAGUGUGAAGAAGGAGAGAAGGUUGGUGGGGAUGGAAGGAGAAGAGAAUGAAAAGCUGCAGGAGCUGAGUAAAAAGUUGGGAAAGCUUAUUCCGAAUGACCGACUAGGGGGAGAUGGAGAAUCAGUACCAGAGACUCCACCCAACGAGGUAUCUCGUCACUCAACUCUCAAGGAUGAAACUAUGACCAGAGAUCCAGGGUUUAAGCUCAGACUGGAGAUGGACGGUAUAACAAUGAGCCUCCUGGUAAUCGGGCUCAUGACAAGACUUUUCAGAUUGGAGAAUCCUAAAAAUGUCGUCUUCGACGAAAUGCAUUACGGGAAAUAUGCUUCACAAUAUUUGAAAAAUACAUUUUUCUUCGACUCCAACCCUGCCCUAGGGAAGAUGAUAAUUGCAUUUGCGGGAUACUUGGCAGGGUUCGACGGUAGGUUCGGGUUCGACAAGAUAGGAGUAGAGUAUCCAGAUAGUGUUCCUCUCUGGACCCUCAGGUUUGUUCCAGCUUUUGCUGGAUCUUUGCUCAGUCCUCUGUGUUACAUAAUCAUCAAGGAGCUUGGUUUUAGUCCCUGGACCGGAGCCUUGGCAGGGUUCAUGAUUCUCUUUGACACAGCGAUCCUUACCCAGUCCAGGUUUAUCCUCAUGGAAUCCAUCAUGAUGUGUUUCGGUCUCGGAGCUCUUCUCUGUGUUCUCAAGUUUAGGAAGGUUUCUAAUAAUUCCUUCUCCCCGGAAUGGUUUUUCUGGCUGACUGCCAGCUCAUUUCUCUCAACUUGUGCCUUCUGUGUAAAAUAUAUCGGAAUAUAUUCUGGAUUUCUCUGCUGGGGUUUACUACUCCAGGAUUUCUGGAGACAACUUCCAAACAAAACUGUCUCUGAUCGGAAACUUCUAGCUGAUUAUAUGGUCCGUUCUGUGGUUCAAGGGUUAGUAACAGUUCUGCUCUACCUUGGAAUAUUCUACGUACACUUUUCUGUCCUCUACAAGGCUGGGACACACGACUCCUUGAUGACGAGUCAGUUCCAGGCUAGCCUUGAAGGAGGUCUAGGUUCCAUUAUCAGGGGUCAACCCGGAGUAAUUGCGCACGGGAGUCAGAUCACUCUCAGGCAUACUCAUGGUAGAACCUGCUGGCUUCAUUCUCAUGAACAUGUGUAUCCAGUCAGGUAUGCGGACGGUCGAGGAUCAUCUCACCAACAACAGGUUUCCUGCUAUUCCUUCAAGGAUAUCAACAACUGGUGGAUCAUAAAACGUCCUGAUAGAGAGGAGCUGGCCGUCCAGGAACCCAUUGAUAGUAUUCAACACGGAGAUAUCAUACAACUUGUUCAUGGAAUGACUCACAGAGCGCUUAACUCACACGACGUUGCAGCUCCCGUCUCACCACACAACCAGGAGGUUUCAUGCUACAUAGAUUAUAAUAUAUCCAUGGCGUCAGAGAACCUAUGGCGGGUUGAUAUUGUAAACAAGGAUACAGUUGGAGAUGUUUGGCACACUAUCAACUCUCAAGUAAGAUUAAUCCACGUGAACACGACUCAAGCUCUAAAGUAUUCGGGAACCACGUAUCCGGACUGGGGUUUCCAUCAAAUAGAGGUUGUGACGGAUAAAAACUUAAAUCAAGCUGACACUGUCUGGAACGUUGAAGAACAUAGAUAUACUAAGAACGACAAGGAUAAGACUACCAUAGAAAAUGAGUUGGGACAACAUGAACUCAUCCCUGAGAGUAAAACUGUUCUCUCCUUUUGGGAGAAGUUUGCUGAGCUCCAGUUCAAGAUGCUGCUCACGAGUCAAGAAAACGUAAAGAAUCAUAAUUUUGCCAGUGAUCCUCUUGAAUGGCCUUUCUUAACCCGAGGCAUUGCUUACUUCAUAGCCAAGGAUUCUAAUAAUCAGGUUCAUCUUAUUGGAAAUAUAGUGAUUUGGUAUACAGUGUCUCUAGGUCUGGCUCUCUACGUCGCUCUUCUCGUCUUUUACCUGCUCCGACGUAGACGGCAGUGCUAUGAUAUCUCCGAGCUUGAGUUUAGCACGUACUGCUUGGCCGGAGAGGUUCUCUUGACCGGAUAUCUCAUUCAUUAUGUUCCAUAUUUCUUCUACGAUAGAACACUGUUUAUUCAUCAUUAUCUACCUGCCUACAUUUUCAAUAUCAUGCUUACGUCAUACUUCAUCACUCACGCAUACUCUCAGUUCAGAAAACGCUUCAGUGGUAGCAUGAGCAAGUACAUUUGCCUCGCUGCUUUGUUUACCUGGGGUGUUUACAGUCUGGUCGUCUUUAACAAGUUCUCUGUGCUCAGCUACGCAGAUAAACCACUCGGGGCUGAGGAGGUUCGGAGUCUCCGAUGGAAGGAUACCUGGGAUCUGAUAAUUCAUAAAAAAUAAUGAUUCUCAAUAACAGAUUCUUCCAUGCUAAAUGCUCAUCAGAAAAGUUUAUUCUUCUUAAUUUACAGAAUCUGUCAUAUUUUAGGCUUUAGCGUAACUUUUAAUGAUGUUUUGUCGUUAUGAUUGUGAAGGGGGGGGGGAGAAUGGCAACAAAGGAAUUAAUUCUUUCCCACAGCUCAAAUUUUCUAAACCC
Eurytemora carolleeae is the source of this 3078-nucleotide messenger RNA. RefSeq names its product protein O-mannosyltransferase 1 (gene rt). Gene Ontology annotation, molecular function: dolichyl-phosphate-mannose-protein mannosyltransferase activity. Gene Ontology annotation, biological process: protein O-linked glycosylation via mannose. NCBI's taxonomy places the organism in Eukaryota, Metazoa, Arthropoda, Copepoda, Calanoida, Temoridae. The transcript has 10 exons. Bases 498 to 2885 code for a protein of 795 amino acids. Gene Ontology annotation, cellular component: membrane; endoplasmic reticulum. The record is from RefSeq and is a predicted model, not a curated record.